GAGAGAGAGAGAGAGAGAGAGAGAGAGAGAGAGAGAGAGAGUACCGUGGAUCGGACUGAGGAGCACCGGCCCGCACGCGCGUGUCUAUUUCCUCUCUCACACGCGUUUCACUAGUUUUGACAAGGGGUUGCAUUCUUUUGGAGGCGACAUCUCUUGUUUUCCAUCAGCGCGCGCUUGAUGCGGAUUAAAUCACUCUAGAAACAUCAAUCUCGUCUCAGAGUGGAUCAGCACCUUGGACAGCGGAUGCCAGAGAUGCUUCAAGCCGGCAGAGCAGAAAGAGAGCUGUGACCUCCCCUUCCGUCUUCACGACUGACGAUACUCCUGUGCACGCUUGGCUCCGAUGCAGGAGUAAGUGACGACAACGACAAGAGAACGGCACAGUGUCCAGCAAUGCUGUUUAUAUGGGUCAGCUGACACAGACAAGCAGGCCCAUGUCGGUAGGAAAUCGACACAAUCUGCCUCAGCAGUGGAUACACAUACAGAUUUAUACAAUACGGUCACACUGAAUCAAAGAGAUAUUGACAUACUAAAUUAGUGUGGAGGCCAUGUAAGGCUCGAAAAUGCGGUAAAGAGUGGUCUUUGGACUGUGUGGAGCUUUGCAAAACGGGCUCCUCAGUCACCAGCAUCGAUGGACAACAGUUUGCACACCAUGAACUAACCUUGCUACUUUUUGAAGGAUACGAUUUGUUCGUUUUUUUACUUCGAUAAACAGAUAGCACCAUGGUUCUGCCGCCACCCGACAAGCGGCAUGUGUGUUUAACCACCAUUGUGAUCAUGACCAGCAUGGCCUUCAUGGAUGCCUACCUUGUGGAGCAGAACCAGGGCCCACGCAAAAUCGGCGUCUGCAUCAUCGUCCUGGUCGGAGAUAUUUGCUUUCUUAUAGUGCUGCGUUAUGUGGCGGUGUGGGUGGGUGCUGAGGUAAGGACUGCGAAGCGUGGCUACGCCAUGAUCCUCUGGUUCCUUUACAUCUUCGUUCUGGAAAUCAAGCUCUACUUCGUCUUCCAGAACUACAAGGCUGACCGUAAAAGUCUGGAGACGGUAGCUAGGAAAGCAUUGACUUUGUUGCUAUCGGUUUGCGUACCCGGACUGUACCUCGUCCUGGUCGCACUCGACAGCAUGGAGUACGUAAGAACCUUCCGGAAGAAGGAGGACAUGCGGGGUCGACUCUUCUGGGUGGCUCUUGACCUUCUGGAUGUCCUGGACAUCCAGGCUAACCUUUGGGAGCCACAGCGGACAGGUCUGCCAAUCUGGGCCGAGGGUUUGAUGUUCUUCUACUGCUACAUCUUGCUGCUCAUCCUGCCUUGUGUUUCUCUGAGCGAGAUCAGCGUGCAGGGCGAGCACGUGUCGCCUCAGAAGAUGAUGCUCUACCCGGUCCUCAGCUUGGUGACCAUCAACAUAGUCACCAUCCUCAUCCGAGGUGUCAACAUGGUUUUGUUCCAAGACAGCCGAGUCUCGACCAUCUUCAUCGGGAAGAAUGUCGUUGCCAUCGCCACUAAGGCCUGCACCUUCCUGGAGUACCGACGACAAGUUAAGGAGUUUCCCCCGCAAGAUCCUGCUGGGAUUGCAAUGGAGAUACAGCACAACUCUGUGCCACACAAUCAAACUUUACCAAACGCCACGACCACCCUUCCAGAGGAGCCCUCACCGGCCCGUGAGGUCAUUGACACGUGACCAGAGCUGACCAAAAUGUCUAGACUUUAGUGUUAGGGGAAAGAAGAAAAUCUUAGUUAGUUCAGACCAGGAAAAGAUUAAGUAUAUUUCUUCUGGUCCUUUUACAACUGAGCAAGGAGUUCAGCCCUAAGUUUACUAUUUUAAAGAAUAUUUUGUAAAGUGCUACUCAUCUAGGCUAAGUGUUCAAAUGCCAUUGAUGCUCAGAUGCACAAAUGGCAGCUCACAAGAUCUUGAUUUUAACCAGAUUUUGUAAUUUCAAGCAGCUGUUGUGAUGUUAGAUAUGGGAUGUUUUUAAAGAGAUUUGUGUGGUGGUGGCUCACCUUGCUCCACACAUGGAAUCUGCACUGAUUUCUGUAGAAUCUGAAUGCUUGUUAUUUUCAAAGUUCUUCAAAGUUGCCCUGCCCCUUGUGUGUUCAUUUAUAACAUAUUUUGGCUAGUUUGAAAAUGCUUUAAGCAAUCAAUCAAAAUCCAGUACUCUCAGCCCACCAUGUUUAAAUCAAUUUCACACAAUUCUGCAGAUUUUCCCUCGGAAAUCUGUGCAUA
Messenger RNA from Rhinichthys klamathensis goyatoka, 2214 nucleotides. It is a transcript of the gene tmem121aa, whose product is annotated as transmembrane protein 121Aa. The transcript is spliced from 2 exons. The coding region runs from base 721 to 1671 and encodes 316 amino acids. The record is from RefSeq and is a predicted model, not a curated record. NCBI's taxonomy places the organism in Eukaryota, Metazoa, Chordata, Actinopteri, Cypriniformes, Leuciscidae.